Molecule: messenger RNA, 1149 nt
Organism: Fonsecaea nubica
Lineage: Eukaryota; Fungi; Ascomycota; Eurotiomycetes; Chaetothyriales; Herpotrichiellaceae
Exons: 1
Coding region: 1-1149 (382 amino acids)
Source: RefSeq, a predicted model, not a curated record
AUGUCGUCCAAAGAACCAUCCGUCAACGACAAAGUCAGUGCCAGUACCGAGUCAAGGGAUUCGGCCGCUCCUUUGUUGAGAGAUUCCUCUGCUCUACCCUCCGGAGCGCAGAAUCCUGCGCCGACAGUUGAGGAAACUGCGACUAAACCGCGGAAGAGGGAUUUCUGGAAGUUGGGAAAGAAGCCGGAAGAAGACAAACAUCAUGGAAAGGGGAAAGCUGCCGUUGUUACAAAACCCUCUUCCUCCACUGCCAGCGCCUCCGCUGGAUUGAAUCCGACGUCGCCCAUUAGGUCUGUGGACUCGACCAGUGGUUCGGUAUCGCCGCACAGAGGCUCUGUGGCUCAUCCAUAUGGUAUCCCGGGCUCGCCGGGGUACGGAGUGAGCAACUCGUCUCCGAGACCGCACUCUCCUGCAUCUUCCAUGAUCUUUGAGCGAAAUGUCCAGGAGGAAAUCGCUCUUCCUGAGACGUCCCCACACUUGCCUUCCCAUGUGCUCAUGGAAAAUCACAUUGCGCCCGCUCUGGACGCAUCUGCAGAGGCUAUCACCAACGAAAAGCUGGACCCCGACACGGUGGAGAUCGUUACUCAUGUAACACAUCAACCUGCUGCCGUGACGAUCUCCGGUCUUGGAGCCGAUCAUUCUCUUGCUUCUUCGGUACAGGACGAGUUUCCUCCGUCUGCGGCGCAUCGUCAAGACACGGAUACUGGGUCGAAUUAUGGCUCCUUGGAUUCCACCGAUGUGCGGCGCCUGAGUUUCAUCUCCUUCGCUGAUGUUGUUCACGGCGAGCAGGAGCUGGGAGAUCCGCGCCGAGACUCGACUCAUCUAUCGGGACACCCGUCCCUCGCUCCAGCUCGCUCCCCAUCCCCUAUUCGAUCGCCCACGUCCUCGGCGGCAUUUGGAACAUCUCCACCCACAAGUGUGACCGCCUCCGUAAAGGGCCUUGAGACAUCUCCCAACCGAGCCCCGAGGGGUGCUGGGAGCCCGCUCCCAGGACAGAGCUCACCACUGGCCGCUGGAAACGAAAUCAACGUUGAAACAAUGCGACAAGCCCUCCGGAGAACCGGGAGCGGAGACAUGAGCCAUUUCCGCAGCCCACCCGCCAGCGCAGUUGGCAACGAUGAUGGAACAUAUGAGCGACCCUUCAGAUGA